Molecule: messenger RNA, 4432 nt
Organism: Anopheles aquasalis
Lineage: Eukaryota; Metazoa; Arthropoda; Insecta; Diptera; Culicidae
Gene: DNAlig4
Product: DNA ligase 4
Biological process (GO): DNA biosynthetic process; double-strand break repair via nonhomologous end joining; DNA recombination
Cellular component (GO): DNA-dependent protein kinase-DNA ligase 4 complex; DNA ligase IV complex
Molecular function (GO): ATP binding; DNA ligase (ATP) activity; DNA binding
Source: RefSeq, a predicted model, not a curated record
UGUACCCGCGUCACACAGUACACAACAAUAGAACCAACGCCAACAACAGCAGCGAUUAUGCUUCACGUUCAGUCUUGUUUGUUGCGAAAACGGAUAGCAUGGCGAAUGGGAUCUCUAUCGGUCAGUAUGACGCCCGAAAUCGCUGCUGAACUCUGUGUUGCCUGACAACCGUGGGCCAAGAUCAACCGCCCGGUGUGUCCUGGAGAGGAUACCAAGCCCGAAUGGCUACUAGGAAAGAAUCAACGUUGGAGGCGUUCAGCGAGCUAGCGGCAGUUCUGGGACGUGCGGAAACAGCAAAGAACAAGCAGGAAGUAUGGCGAAACUUUUUCGCUGCGUACGACCGCAGCAGACGGAACGUGGCGGGUGCGACGAUCUACCCAACCCUGCGGCUACUAGUACCUGGCAUGGACAACGAGCGGAAGGCGUACGGGUUACGCCACAAGCUGCUCACUGAUGGCUAUAUACGGGCGCUCGGUCUAAAUCCCCGGAGCGACGAGGUACGCCAACUGUCCGAAGCGAAGGGUGAUUUGGCGGUCCGAUUGGAGCGGUUGGUGCGGGGACGCUGCCCCGACCGCAGCUCACUGUCGAUAGCCGAUGCAAACCGGCUACUGGAUGAGCUGGGGCUGGCCGGAACGGGACAGCAGCGACGACGGGUCGAGCAGGUGCUGGCAGAGCUACUCGAGUGCGGCUCACCCGCCGAUCAUCGUUGGCUGGUGCGCAUCAUCCUGAAGGACCUGCGGUUGGGCAUCAGCCAACGGGCCAUCCUGCAGCUGUACCACCCACACGCACCACAGCUGUACGACGCGACCGGUGAUCUGCGCCAGCUGGUACUGGAAAUCGAAUCCGGCCGGGUACCGGUAACCGGUGGCCCACCGGUAACGGGCGGGUACAUCCGCCUGAUGCACCACGUCCGACCGAUGCUGUGCCAGCGGAUCGAUUUACGUGCGAUCGGUGCACUGCUGCAGCAGGGCACCUACUGGGCCGAAACCAAGAUGGAUGGCGAACGAUUUCAGCUGCACAAAAGCGGCCCAAACUACCGCUACCUGUCACGCAACGGCAUCGACUACAGCGAGCGGUUCGGGGCGACGGCGGACCAGCUCGAUGGUACGCUGACCCCGCUGGUGGCCGAACUGCUCGUCCCGGCCCUCGAAUCCGUCAUUCUGGACGGCGAAAUGAUGGUUUACGAUCGGCGCGAGCUCCGCUACCGGGACAAAUGCGAAAACACGGACGUCAAAGCCCUGCGAGUGGGGGCGAGCGAUCUGCGGCCGUGCUUUUGCGUGUACGACGUGCUGUACCAUAACGGGCGCCCGCUAACCGGUGUGCCGUACGCGGAACGGUUACGCCUGCUGGCGACGCUGCUGGUCCGCGAGCAGCCCGGCUUCAUCGUGUACUGCCGGCGGGAGCAGGUACGCGAUGCGCCCCACCUAGUGCAGCUGCUGAACACGGCCAUCGAUGCGGAGCAGGAAGGACUGGUACUGAAGCGGGAGGAUGCCAUCUACCACCCGAACCGGCGCCACGGGGGUGGCUGGUACAAGCUCAAACCGGACUACGUCGACGGGCUGGUAGUGGACUUUGAUCUGCUGAUCCUCGGUGGAUUCUACAACCGGCGGCGCACCUUUGUCAACACGUUUCUCGUCGGUGUGCGCGAUGAACGGCAGGAAGCAACGGAGGGUACCACCAGUAGCGGUAGCAGCACCCGCUAUCUGAGCCUGGCAAAGGUGUCGAUGGGUCUCCAAGUGGAGCAGUGGAACGAGCUGAAUCGCACCUUAGCCCCGCACUGGCAGGAGGUGCAAGCUGCGAACACCAACGGUGCCGAUCCUGGCAGCGCUCUAUGUCCCCGGUGGGGCCAAACGGUACCGGAUGUUUGGCUUGAACCGAAAGAGUCAAUUGUGUUGCAGUUGCGCGGCUCGGAGCUUGUCCGUAGCGAGACGUACGCCGCUGGCCACACGCUACGGUUCCCGCGCAUCAUCGCCGUACGCACCGACCGGCGGUACAAUGAUGUAUGCACCCUCGGCGAGCUAGAAGCGCUGAUCGCUGUUGGUUCCGUGGCCGGUGCCGAUCCACGAAGUGUAACAAAGCUUGCCAAACGUCACGUUACGCUCGAUGAUCUAACCGGUAGCACGGUGGCAAGGAACGGGCCGAUCAAACGGGUACGUGGAGCUGGCCGCCUAUCGACUACUCCCGCACCACCACACCAGCCAACCGAGCAGCUGGUACCGAUCGAUAACGCUUGCGGUGGUCGGGAGUUUUGCGUGAUGAGCACGCACGCCGGCCAGCCAACGGUGGCCGAGCUGGAACAGAUGAUCCGGCAGCAUGGUGGGCGCGUGGUAGCAAAUCCCGGAUCAACCACCUACGCCAUCGUGGCCGGUACGCGCACGUUCAAGGUGAACCGGUACUGUCAGGCCGGCCGGUGGGACGUGGUACGCGUGGAAUGGUUACUGCGAGCGAUGGGAGCUAGCAGGGUGCCACGGGCCCGCCUGGAACCGUUCCGACCGGCCGAUCUGCAUGCGGCCACCGAAGAAACGCACCUGUGGCUGGCGGAACACUACGAUCGCUUCGGUGAUUCCUACACACGCCCCGUCAGCCCUCGCACUUUCCGUGGGCUGCUGAAGCAACCGGAUGCUGCCCUUACUGAGCUGAGUGAACGAGAGAUCCAGCGUGCCGAAAGCCUGCUACUGCGGCUGCCUGCAUCGGUUUCUAGGCGGCGCCCAUUCCGUGGCUACUCCGCGCGUCUGUUCCUUGAGCAGCAGCAGCAGCAGCAGCAGCAGCAAGUGGAUGUGCCGUUGGCUCGCUACCGGGCCGAACGACUUAUGCUGCGCUUCGUUCGCCACGGUGGCCGUUGGCUACGCGACACCGAACCCGGUCCCGUCUCGUACGUCUUUGUGGUGCACGAAGAAGAAAUCGACGGCCAGCAGGACGGUUUGUCGCGCUGGCUGAAGACCGUUAGCGGAGGCAACGAGAUGCAGAGCGUGCCACCGCCAAUCAUACAUCCGAUCGAGUUCAUUGUCAAGUACCUUGCUGACGGACAGCCCCUCUUCCCUCCUCUCGAUCAUAAUCGACCCGCGAGCCUUUAACACAUGAAAAUAAACGCGGAUGGUUAAGAAAAAAUUGUUAGAUGUCAAAUUUAUUUUCCGCUAUCGUUCAUAAUCCGUGUGUCUGUUUCUGUAGCCCACAUGAUUUCCAUAGUUGGUUUUUUCCAGCAACGCAUGUAAGUGGAAGAGGGGCGGGGGGGGGGGGGGAUUCGGUUUACUUCAAAGGGCAACUUCACUCCCACUGCGAGAGCAAGAGAAAUCUCGGUUUUAUGCCACGCCAUUUGCCAUGCGGCUAUUUCAGCGUUAACACUAGGCCCAGGUUCGCCCACGGUAGACACAUGUGUGUCCAUCCCAUCUUGCCACGAGGUGAUCCGAUUGAUUUUUGUGUGACUGUGACUGUUGCACUGAUGCUACGCGCCACCAGUCAUUAUGUUCUUUUAUAGUAUUGUUUCGUUUGCAUAUGCACUGUGCAUAUAUCUAUUACAACCGUCAUUCAUCUUUCCCCCCUUUUUCUUUCCUAGCAUGGACUUAUUCUCAUUCUCAAAAUUCAAAUUGGAUACUUCAUUCAUUAUCGUAUUGCGCCCCGUCCGCCUGCUUAAGAUUCAUUUGUUGGGUUUUCUCGUUUCGCUCUUUUCUUGUUUCUGCUGCAACUGGUGUGUGAGUGAGUGGCUGUUGCUAAUUCUCUCCGCGGCUAGGCUACAGCCUACCUGCACGCUAUCCUUAACUUCUAUCGCUUCUUCCCCUUUAUCAUCUUUGUCAACACCUUGCUGCGUUUACCGCCCCAAACGCCCCAAAGGGCGCCCCUCAGCAUUAUGCACACGAUGUCGUCGGUAGACAGUAAAGAAAUAAGAAAAACACAAUGCAAAAAAAAAUGGCAUUCUCCCAGCAUUUUCGGGAAAUCGCUUUAAAUGAACGUAAUGUAAAAUAGAAAACAGGUAAACCCCUACUCUUACUAGUGUUACUGACCAUGUUUUACCUGUGGUGUGUGUUAAGGUAUUGUAUUGUACACAGAUUAGGCGCGUAUGUGUCGAGCAAAAGGUAGAAUAGUGUGUUUACUGUCGUUGAGACAAUAAUUUAAAAAAAAAAACAACCCCUUCAGCAUAGCGCUCGCUGACUUAAGGUAGGUAUAACCGAUUUCGGUAUACCCUCCCUCCAGCAGCCUCCAAUAAACGCAGCUGACAAACGCGAAAACAGCGAAAUCCGUGUGGUGAAUCGAAAGAUGCGCGGCGUGUUCCUGCUACACAAGCAAGAUGUAUCGCGCAAAUGGCGGCUGCACCGCCAACCCCCGACGUAGCAGCACUAAGUGAGCGGCAGCGAAAGAAAUUAAACAAAAGUUAAGCAAGAAAAAAAAAAGAAAGCGUCGGGAAACGAGAAGGAGGCGGGGGGGGGGGGGAGGUAAC